GGGGCGAAACUUUUGAAGGACACCAUUGUAACCCUCUGUCGAACUAUCCGUCCAACCGACCAACCAACCAUCCAACUAGAGGAUCCGAGAAGCAAAUACGCGUGCGGUGUGGCAGAUUUUGAGAGCUCAACGCGUCUUGCUUCAUGAGUUCAGUCCGUUUUUUUUAAUCCACCAUCCGACGUGAGUGACUGAGGCAAGUGAAAAUAUAAAAGUCUAAUUUGUAACUAGUGACACGCAAAAUGGAGUGAAGUUAUUUUAUCAUUUUCCAAGAGCUCUUCAAACCCCAGAGAGCUCCGGAUGAUCCAGAGAAAUGGGCAAUCUACGUGUUCCUCUCUUCAGCGCCUCUGAGUGGUGGUCAAAAUAAAGCAGAUGAUCAUGAGACAGCUGAGUGUGUGUCAGUGGGUGCUGAUCUCCACUAAAGUGUAUUUAUUGAUGAGUACCAACUUCUUGGGGAUCUUUGCACAUGGUGUUCCAUCUCAAUACUGGAUCCACCGCCGCAGUUCCCAACCUUUCAAUCAAAAUUCACAAGAAGACCUUCAAGCAUCUUCAUCACACGUGAACAAUGCAAAAGUCAAUAUCUACAAAGAGGAUGUCCCAUCCCACCAAAUUCAUUCAGUUUCUGCACAAAGUGAAACAGCUCUUCAAAACUCCGGUGCAAUCAGGUCAAGUGGGAAUGCCGACCAACUGACUGGGGAAGCAACGGUCAAACUAAAGCUCUUUCAACCCAUCAACGUGGCCGGAGACCAGGAUGUCCUGGACUUGUCCUCAAUCGGACCCAACUCCCACCCACCAAUGGAAUCCAUGCCCUCAGCCAUGAUGGACCCAUUGCAAGUCCUCCGUCACAACCUGGAUAAGGUUGAUAUGUACGGAGACUAUGACUACAUUGACCCCAGUCAAUAUCCGAAGAGAGUGGAGUUCCACCGGCCCCUGAGACACCAUCCCUAUCACAAACCCUCGACUCACCCACGUGGACGGAUCCGGAACGGACCCCCAGCUCAUACCCCUGCGCUACCUCGGCGAAGGGCAGAUCUCCGCUUCCCGGGAGAAAACCCCUAUAACUCCCCCGUGCGGAGAUACCAGAGGUUUCGACCUCCCCAGGUCCAUCACCAUAGGCCCCCAUUUAUACGGCAUCCGUAUCGUCCGAGGCCAUUGGCACCACCGCGGCGUCAAGUGAUGGUCCAAUCGGGCUUGGCACAACCCCUUCGACCUCACGCCACAAGUGGUCCCCCCUUCUCUAUCCCUACGUCACCCUUUGGAUUGGCCAACUCCUUGUUGAGUUUCGUGAAAGGAGAGGGGAUUGGGGGUCAAUUUGCACCAGGGCCUACUGCGCCAGCUCCAUUGCCGGAAGAUGCGGACUACUUUGCAGACGUUGAGAAUGACGUCUAUUCACCCUACUAUCGUCCUCCAACCCUUAUGUCCCGGGUGAUCCGAUGGUUUGACGAUUUCAAACCUCCACCAGGUCUGCUUAAUCCAAAGCUGAAAAGUGCCGGACCUCCACGGCGUCAAAACAACGUUGUGAACGCACCCUUGGACUAUUCUCAAUAUGACACUGGAGAUGAUGAGAACUUAGUGUUCUUCCAGAAUGACGGCGGCGGUGACGCCGUUGCUGCUAAUCAAGCCAUCACUUAUGACUUCUCGGAUGUUAUUGAGAGUCUCAAGAGGAAUGAGUCUGAAAAAGAAGUUCUGAAGAAACUGUUUGGCGCUGCCAGCGCUUUCACGGAGCGGUCAGCCUCUAGUCCCAGUUACAUGUUCUGGACCGUUCCGACCACCUUGUUGGCAAUUUUUGGGGCGUUCUAUUUUUUCAGUGCCAUAGCCAUAAUUGGCUAUCAAUCUACCUUGGGAGAUGGCAAUGGUAAUAUCCUGCCCACGAUCAUAGCUUUGGCUAUUCCAGCCAUCUUGGCAUUCCUUUUCGUGAUAUCCCGUGAGACUAUUUCUGGGCUCAUAGACGUGCAAAGGGUCAUGCGAGGGGAUAUGAGCAAUUCAAUGCGCUCGGAUUUUGAUGGUGUGGACGUCGUUAUGGAUGCAGCCUUUGGAUCAGCCUCAAUCCUUGGCGUCGCCUGGCUAGCUUCCAUUAUUGUCUAGGGUCAUUCCAAAAAGAUUUUUUCACGUUAUCAAAUCUUGAAAUGGAACAUCCAAAUUUACUUUGACUAGGUUUCGAGAGGUAUUGAGUAUAAUCUCGAAACUUGUCUAUUUAUCAGAACACUUCAGCCGUUCAAUCUUGAAACCUAGUUUAUUUUUGUCCCAUUAGUCAGGGUUUCUUUUAAGUCAUGAGCAAGAUAUGUUUUGUCACUAAUGCCUAGAAUCUUGUUAAACGGAGCAAAACCUGACCAGGUACAGUGAAAUGCACUAGUUUGUCGAAUGGAUGACCGACUGACUACAAAAGGGUACAUGAUUUUCUUAAACUCAAGGAUUAUCAGCAUCUUUGUUUAUUCCAGAAAUGACUAUCCCCCAAAAUUUGAUGGAUUCUUUUGUCAUUUGCGAUUAACCUUUGUUUUUGGAUUAAUCGCUCAGUGUAUGUUCCCAUGGAAUUAUCAGUUACGAAAUACAAGCACGUCUAUUGUCUUCACUGG
Tigriopus californicus is the source of this 2570-nucleotide messenger RNA. RefSeq lists its product as uncharacterized. Lineage: Eukaryota; Metazoa; Arthropoda; Copepoda; Harpacticoida; Harpacticidae. The record is from RefSeq and is a predicted model, not a curated record. The transcript is spliced from 6 exons. The coding region runs from base 370 to 2082 and encodes 570 amino acids.